This is a messenger RNA of Lachancea thermotolerans CBS 6340, 684 nucleotides long. It is a transcript of the gene RPS5, whose product is annotated as 40S ribosomal protein uS7. Gene Ontology annotation, molecular function: structural constituent of ribosome; rRNA binding; mRNA binding. The coding region runs from base 1 to 684 and encodes 227 amino acids. The transcript has a single exon. The record is from RefSeq and is a predicted model, not a curated record. Gene Ontology annotation, biological process: translation; ribosomal small subunit assembly. NCBI's taxonomy places the organism in Eukaryota, Fungi, Ascomycota, Saccharomycetes, Saccharomycetales, Saccharomycetaceae. Gene Ontology annotation, cellular component: cytosolic small ribosomal subunit; ribosome.
AUGUCUGAUCACGAACACGAAGCUCCAGUUGAAGUUCAAGAAGACUUUGAAGUCGUGGAGGAGUUCACUCCUGUUGAGUUGGCCACCGCCAUCCCAGAGGACGUGCAGAAGGCCCAGAACGAGAUCAAGUUGUUCAACAAGUGGUCUUUCAAGAACGUUGAGGUGAAGGACGCCUCUCUGGUCGACUACGUCCAGAUCGGUCAGUCCAUCUUCGUCCCUCACACCGCUGGCCGUUAUGCCAACAAGAGAUUCAGAAAGGCUCAGUGCCCAAUCAUCGAGAGAUUGACCAACUCCUUGAUGAUGAACGGUAGAAACAACGGUAAGAAGUUGAAGGCCGUCAGAAUUGUCAAGCACACUUUGGACAUCAUCAACGUCUUGACCGACCAGAACCCAUUGCAGGUUGUUGUCGACGCCGUCACCAACACCGGCCCAAGAGAAGACACCACCAGAGUCGGUGGUGGUGGUGCUGCCAGACGUCAGGCCGUCGAUGUUUCUCCAUUGAGAAGAGUUAACCAGGCUAUUGCUUUGUUGACCAUCGGUGCUAGAGAGGCUUCUUUCAGAAACAUCAAGACCAUUGCCGAAACUUUGGCUGAAGAAUUGAUCAACGCCGCCAAGGGUUCCUCCACCUCUUACGCCAUCAAGAAGAAGGACGAAUUGGAACGUGUUGCCAAGUCCAACCGUUAA